Messenger RNA from Aplosporella prunicola CBS 121167, 1674 nucleotides. RefSeq lists its product as uncharacterized. The coding region runs from base 1 to 1674 and encodes 557 amino acids. The transcript has 3 exons. Lineage: Eukaryota; Fungi; Ascomycota; Dothideomycetes; Botryosphaeriales; Aplosporellaceae. The record is from RefSeq and is a predicted model, not a curated record.
AUGAUUGAUCCGGCAAGCAUAGCAGGGCUCACCCUGGCGAUAUGUGACGCACUGCUGAAACUAGGCGAGAGGACCGCGCAAUUGGUACAGGAUGCCAAAACAUUUAGUGAGGACAGCGAUCGACUGCAGACAAAACUGCUGAAUGAGAACGCCCGGACUCGCUCGCUUCGCCACGUUCUUUUCGAACGUUCGCCGGUUUACGGUGGGAUGACACUGUUUCAGAGGUUCAACGAAGAUUCCCAAGAAGAGAUACACGUCUCACUUGAGACACUAGUACAUACACUGAAAGAAGCCUGUAUUCUUUUGGAAAAGCAUACACGCGGGCUGGCGACACCUCCUUCAGAGAGGAUGGAGGUCUCAGAAAAUUCGUCACCGACAACAUAUACGUCUGAGUUGUCGGUACGGGGCUUAGAGCCCGCUUUAAGGUCUCCAUCCCCUGGCUCGUCUUGGAAAACCUUCCCCAAAGCGUCGAUGCUACUGCUACGCUGGAGCUUCCAUGACAAGAAACGAACGGAAGAGAUCCUUCGAAACUUCGCUGGCUUAAAUGGAGAUAUCCACGAAAAGAUCAAGCUGCUUUGUUUGGCAUCGGACCUUGGAUUACCUCCACAAAAUAACAUUGAGCAUCUCAAGCGUUUGCAAAAUGAUGCAAGUGCCAUCGGAUUAGGCUUCGAUAUUGAUGCAAGGUUACGGCUGACUGCCCGAAAUGACCAAUCUGUCAGUGACAAGCCAUCUUUGGAGUUGGACAGCUCUUGGUCGGAGGUACUCACGUCUACAAGAAGCCCCGACGAGCGGCUUCUGAUGAUUGAACGCAAUGGUCAAAACUUUCUGCUUGAAUAUCGAGCAGUUGAGACGACGCAAGGCCUUGGACAUACACUGGACGCAAGGACAAAGACCCUUAUCGAGGAGCUGGCUAGGAUACUACACGAACCGAAGGAGUUGGCUUUCUGCAUGUUACACUGUCUUGGUUGGAAACGGAUUCCCGGCAGCCAACGUGUCGGCUUAAUUUUCGAAAUACCAGGCGGUGUCGUUCCAAAACCAACGAACUUGUUCCAUAUGUUAGGGUCUCGUGUCUUUCUGCCAGAACUUGGAGAACGAUACAAGCUAGCCUUCGCGCUGGCCAGGUGCAUAUCGCAGCUUCAGCUGGUGAAGUGGGUCCACGAAAGCUUUCGAAGCGAGAACAUAUUGUUUUUCCCACGGCAAAAUGAAAGCUCCACGCAAGAAUCUUUCGAUCUCUCAAAGCCUGUAGUCCUCGGUUACGAAUUCAGCAGGCCUGAGCUGGAUUUCUCGUCCGGAUUUACCGACAUCUGCAUCGAACGCGACGUCUACCGGCACCCUGAGCGCCAAGGAAGACCCGGAAAGAUGUUCAACAAGAUCCACGACAUAUACGCGCUAGGUGUCGUACUCUUGGAAAUCGGACUCUGGGAGCGCGCUAUCAAUCUCGAGAGGAACAACUUCAGGACCGCCCGAGACCCGUGGGUCAUCAAAGAGCAGCUGCUGAAGCAGGCCAAGCGUCGCUUAGGCGACAAGAUGGGAGUAAGAUACCGCGAUGUCGUGGUGAAGUGCCUGACAGCGGACUUUGAGGUCGUCAACGACACGAAAGAUGAUCUGAAGCUGCAGCAGGCGUUCCGUGUUCAGGUUGUUAAUGUGCUGGAGGCGGGAGCGAACUUUUUGUAG